AUGUCUGAAUUCAUUCCAUUCUGGAAGCAGCCAAGUCAUUCUGAUCGCCUUCAGGUCGUUAAAGGCGAUCAUCCUUACAAGUCAUCUGCCUACUCCCUCAUCUCUCUUCCAGCGGGAGCAUUCUUUGCCAAAAUCAGCACCGCAACCUUUGUCGACCAUACCACCUACACAUCAGUCGCCAACGGGAAGGACUCACGCAUCGAGCUCAACUCCGACCUCGUGUAUUGCAACCAUUCGUGCAAUCCGAGCCUGGUUUUCGAUAUGACCCGAUUUGAGGUUCGGGUUUCAGAGGAUCGACCUCUAGCUGUGGGCGAUGAACUGAGCUUCUUCUAUCCGAGCACCGAAUGGGAGAUGGUACAGCCAUUUCGAUGCGGGUGCAGCGCUGGUCCCGAUAAAUGCCUUGGUUUUAUCGCUGGGUCGUCGAAAAUUGAACCUUCUGUCCUCACAAGGUUUUGGCUGAACGACCAUAUUCCGCAGCUGUUGGAGGAUUCAUUAGAAGCUGACAAAGUAUCUUCUUCGUAUGUAAUGGAGGCGCCGGUGGUCGAUAGUCCUGGGGCUUGA
Messenger RNA from Aspergillus affinis, 561 nucleotides. RefSeq lists its product as uncharacterized. Bases 1 to 561 code for a protein of 186 amino acids. The transcript has a single exon. The record is from RefSeq and is a predicted model, not a curated record. NCBI's taxonomy places the organism in Eukaryota, Fungi, Ascomycota, Eurotiomycetes, Eurotiales, Aspergillaceae.